AUGCCCACGACUAUAACUCCGGAUGUUCAGGCGCGAUAUCGUUGCUUCUGUGGUUUAUGUCAUGUGGUGACAGGAACUCAGCUAUGUCUUAUUUGGUAUGGAAUGUUCUCUAUAUUUUCCAUGAUGUUCGGAAUGAAAUCGACUCUGACAUGGGUUAUAGUGCCAAUCAUCGUUACUUCAUUGGCUAUAUAUGGUUUAAUCACAAGAAAACAUAAAUAUCUCUAUCCUUUUCUUAUUAUCACAGUUGUUCAACAGUUCGUCGGCAUUUUGAUGGCUGUCAUCAUUUCAACUUUUUCCUUCUUCAGCUUCGAUACGAUGAGACAGAUCAUAGGUCAUUCAUUAGACAUUGAAGGACCCCCUUCGAAAGAAACUGCCAUAUUUGUCAUAUGCGGGACUGUCAUAGCUUGUUUUCUAUUAACCAUCAUCCAUUUCUGGCAUUCACUCAUCAUUUAUAGAUGUCUAGACUACUAUGAGCAUGAAUAUCAUCGUUUAGAGGAUUGUAUGUCGAAGUCAGUUCCAACACACUGCCAGCUAACAGACAAUCUUGAGCAUGGAAUACAACAACAAAAAUAUUCAGCUUAA
Auanema sp. JU1783 is the source of this 582-nucleotide messenger RNA. NCBI's taxonomy places the organism in Eukaryota, Metazoa, Nematoda, Chromadorea, Rhabditida, Rhabditidae. The record is from the annotation of a GenBank genome assembly.